Molecule: messenger RNA, 2769 nt
Organism: Conger conger (European conger)
Lineage: Eukaryota; Metazoa; Chordata; Actinopteri; Anguilliformes; Congridae
Gene: coch
Product: coagulation factor C homolog, cochlin (Limulus polyphemus)
Exons: 12
Coding region: 172-1833 (553 amino acids)
Source: RefSeq, a predicted model, not a curated record
GGAGAUUCAGUGAAGACCCCUGAAAUGCACUGAGAAGACUCCAAAAAAAACAAGGAUUUACUCAUCAAUUAUUUGAAGAAUUUAGUGGAUUAAAACCCAGAAGGAAACUGUAUGAUAUACGUCAUAUAUUAAUCACUCUACCUUCAUUGCAUAGACUUGUGCACUUUCAAGAUGUCAGUUAUAUUUCAUUUUCUACAUUUGCUUGGACUUAUCUUUCUGAUGUGCAGAACAUUCAGCGCUGAACCAAAUGUUCCGACCCCCAUCACCUGUACCACCCGUGGUGCCGACCUUGCGGAAGCACUCACAGUGAUUGUGUGCCCAUCAAACUGUGCACUCCAGCAGCUCUCGGUGUUCGGCUCCGGAGUGUACGCCUCAGUGUCGAGCAUCUGCGGAGCAGCCAUACAUCGAGGUGUAAUCCCUCAAUCAGGAGGGCCACUGAAAGUCCACAGACUGCCUGGUCGGGAAAACUACCUCAGCUCACUCUCUCACAGGGUCAAAUCUCAGACUCUGCCCAGGUGGACGGCAUCAUUCACCAUGUCCAAACUGAUCAGCCAGCCCAUGGAGGUGUUGGGUGAAUCCAGCACCACUGCACUUCCAAGACCUGGUCCAGCAAAGAAAGCACUUAAGAAGAACCUGAAGAAGCCAGCUCAAAAUGGAAACAAAGAUUGCCAGGUGGACAUCGCCAUGCUGCUGGACAGCAGCUACAAUAUUGGACAGCGGCGCUUCAACCUGCAGAAGAGCUUUGUUAGCAAGUUGGCACUGAUGCUUCGAAUUGGACCGGCGGGACCGCAUUUUGGGGUAGUGCAUGUCAGUGAAAUACCCAAGACAGAGUUUUACCUGAAAAACUUCACUCAACCCAAAGACGUGAUUUCCGCUAUCAAGGAGAUGGGUUUCAGAGGGGGCAACUCCAACACAGGUAAAGCCCUGCUUCACACAGUAGAAAGCUUCUUCAGCCCAGAGAAUGGUAUGAGGCGAGGUCUGCCACGUGUGGUGGUCAUUUUUGUGGAUGGGUGGCCCUCCGACGACCUGGAGAAAGCAGCAAUGAGGGCGCGAGAGUCCGGCAUCAACGUCUUCCUAGUGACUGUGGCCAAAGCAACACUCGAGGAGCUUGGCAUGGUGCAGGACCGCAACUUUGCCCAGAAGGCGGUGUGCCAGGACAAUGGCUUCUUCUCCUUCAACAUGCCCAGCUGGUUCAGCACCAAUAAGUAUGUGAAGCCUUUGACACAGAAGAUUUGCUCAGUGGAUCAAAUGCUGUGCAGCAAGACCUGCUACAACUCAGUCAACCUGGGCUUCCUUAUUGAUGGCUCCAGUAGUGUGGGCGACGCAAACUUCCGGCUGGUGCUGGAGUUCAUGGCUGGCAUCACCGACGAUUUUGAGAUCUCGGACUUGGGGGCCCGUGUCGGUGCAGUACAGUUCACCUACGACCAAAAGCUGGAAAUGGACUUUAAUGACCACACAGACAAAGAGGCAGCCCUGGAUGCCCUGCGGAGCAUCCGCUACAUGAGUGGAGGCACUGCGACUGGUGAUGCCAUUUCCUACACCAUUGCCAACCUCUUCCAGCCGCACAAGGCCAACUCGGGCAGGAACUUCCUCAUCAUCAUCACAGAUGGGCAGUCUUAUGAUGAUGUCGGGGGCCCGGCCCAAGCUGCCAAGUCAGAAGGGAUCACUGUGUACUCAGUGGGAGUGGCCUGGGCCCCACAGGAUGACCUGCGGGCCAUGGCAUCACAGCCAAAAGAGAGCCACACCUUCUUCACCAGAGAUUUCACCGGCCUAGAGCAGUUCCAGCAGACCAUUGUCAAGGGCAUCUGCCGAGACUUCAAUGAAGCCCAAUAGGGCGUGCUGUGCUGUUUGGGGCAGUGCAGGCCCGGGGGAAACCACCAAUGGAGGAACCAAAGGGUUGCUAAUCCAGAAUUCCCACUAAGUGAACCCUUUGGGAACUCUAACAAAACCUAAAGAAGCCUUUUUUUGUUGUUGUAACAAACAUAUAAUAUACCUUGCCAAUAUCAUCUGACAUAUUGGAUCUCGGCAUUUAUUUCAGGGUAGCUGAAAUAUAGGAACCAUGUUUGGCUGCAUACACUAUAGUUACAGGGUAAAUAUUCCUCGGAACACAAAAUCAAUAAUGUCAUUUUCUAAUGUUUCCAGCAGUAGUUUCUAUUUUUGUCAGUGAUGGAUAAUUCAUCUUUAAAUCCAUAAAAUAUAUGCAACCAGGAUGAACAAAGGCACCAAUCUCAUGCUAAAAGAUCUGCCAAGGUAUUCCAGAUCACCAGAGGUGGGCAAUGAGGUUGGCAAUAGAGGGUUUGGCUUCAGCACAUCUUUCUUGCGAAGCACAGCCUUUCAUCCGAACCCAAGCCAGAGCGGAGUCAACAUUAUAAACAGCACAGCAUAUCUCUUCCUGUUCUUAAAUACAGAUAUGUGAAUGGGGUAUACAGUAUAUAUUUAAUUAAUGCUUUAGGACCACAGGGACCUAAAGGAGUUUUAAAGCAGGUAGUAAACCGCAUAAAACUCUGGCUCCAUCCUGAUUUAACUGGAGACUUUGUGCACAUCUUUAGACAUAGAAAGCUGGAACAGCUGAUGCAAGGCUUAUAUAUACAUAUAUGAAGAAUAGCAUAUUUUCCACAGGAGACAUUUGUACCCAAAUAGUUGCCACUUUAGCAUGCAUACUGCUUCUGCGGAAACUGAGAUAUAACAGGGACGUUGGUGGGAUUCUACGUUUCUUUACUUUGUAACUUAUUACUUUUCUCUGCAAUAAAGAACAUUGUAUUUUUACUA